Messenger RNA from Cokeromyces recurvatus, 1026 nucleotides. RefSeq names its product FYVE zinc finger-domain-containing protein. The transcript has 4 exons. The record is from RefSeq and is a predicted model, not a curated record. Gene Ontology annotation, molecular function: metal ion binding. Bases 1 to 1026 code for a protein of 341 amino acids. NCBI's taxonomy places the organism in Eukaryota, Fungi, Mucoromycota, Mucoromycetes, Mucorales, Mucoraceae.
AUGACAGACAUGAAUCAAGAUGCUUUACAACAAAAUGAAAUAGUUGAAAAUGGACUUUCUACACAACAAUUAACAACUGAUAUACCUAAUGAAGAUAACAACAAGAUUUAUCAUGAUACUACCACAAAUUUAAUAAAACCAAUUUCAGAAUUAAAUAAUGAGGAAAGUGAUUCUGAAGUAAAUAUAACAGAGGAAACACAGGAUUUGUAUAAUUUAAUAGGAGAUAUUGAACAAUCAAGUCUUCAAACAUCUUCUAAUGACUCAUUGUCUUCUGAUGAACAAACAUCCUCUAUUGAACAAACGACAUUGAAUGAACAAGAAAACAAUGAACUGAUAAGAACAGUAACUGACUUACCAGCAAGUUCACCUAGAGGUCAAAGUAUGAGCAGUGCAACAACAACAACAACAGCAGCAGCAGCAGCAGCAGCAGCUUCAAAUCAUGCUAACCUCUUACCUCGCUCACACAAAGUUUGGGAAUUGGAUAGACAAGUCACUGACUGUAGACGAUGUCAUCGACGCUUUAAUUUUCUAGUCCGAAGACAUCAUUGCAGGCGUUGUGGACAAAUUGUAUGUGAUAAGUGUAGCUCAAAUAGACUAAGAUUACCAGUUGAAGAGCUUAUAGAAGAUCCUAUGGUAUCACCAUCCCAAUAUCCUUUAUUAGCAUCUCAAUUUCAACGAGUCUGUGAUAGUUGUUAUCGGGAACCUAUUCGACAAGGAUUAUCAGAAUCAUAUGAAGCAAGAAAAAACAUCUAUAGAACUUCCAUCAGACGUACAGCCAGUUCACAGAGUUUAAUGAUCGAUUGUCCUGUUUGUGGUGAAUCAUUUUUGGGUAUGAAAAAAGAUGAUCAAGAGAAGCAUUUACAACGAUGCUUAAAUGUAGGUAGUCCACCUGUACAUUCACCAAGAUAUAUAGUAUAUAAAUUAUCAAAUGAAUCAUCUCAAAUUGGAGAAGAAUGUCCAAUAUGUUUUGAUGAAUUUAAACCAGUCAUGUAUGUAAUGAAUGAUUUUAAAUCUAUUUCAUUAUAG